This is a messenger RNA of Besnoitia besnoiti, 4065 nucleotides long. RefSeq lists its product as uncharacterized. The record is from RefSeq and is a predicted model, not a curated record. Lineage: Eukaryota; Apicomplexa; Conoidasida; Eucoccidiorida; Sarcocystidae. The transcript has 5 exons. Bases 1 to 4065 code for a protein of 1354 amino acids.
AUGCUUGUCAACGCGGCUGAGCUCCCGCCACUCAAGAAGGCCGCAGGCGAGGCGCGCAAGAAGCCUGAGAGAUGGAGACCCAUUGAUAGGAAACCGUGGAAAGCAAAGAGAGGAGAGGGAGAAGAAUGCGUCGCGGAUAUGGGGCGAGAAGAAGACGGAAGCGAGAAGAGGAGAGAGGCGAGGAGAAGAGAGAAGCGAGAAGCGAGAGGAAGGAGAAGAGACCAAACGAUGGAGGGAAGAAGGACGAGGAGCUCGGGGAGCCUGGACGCCCUGCGGCGUCUUCUCUUUGGAUGCGUGUCUGCUGCGCCUUCCUCGGGCGACAGCCGCGGGUGGCAGCGCAAAGUUCUCUUCGUGACAGGCGCAGGCCUCAGCGUCGCCAGCGGCGUUCCUCUGUAUCGCGCCGCGUCUGUCGGCGAGGAAGUCUCUUCCAUAAGGCGAAAGCGCAGACGCCCCAGCGCGGCGGAGGCGCCCUCAGAAGCCUCUCGCAGAGCGCCCGCAGCGGCGCCGCGCAGCGGGCGAAGCCGCGCGCGAGAGAGAGGCUUUCGCGAGGCCGAGGGCGCCGGAAAGACGCCACGGGAGAAGGGCGCAGAUGCGCAGAGUUCGAGAGACCUUCCUGCAGUCGUCUGGCGAGAAGAAGGGGAAGGCGCGCGAGUGCGCAGGGCUGCGGACGGCAAGGCAGAAGAGCGAACUGCGGGCGCGCACGCGCGAGGCAUGGCGGCUACAGAAUGGGGUACCAUAUCGGCGUUUCGGCGCGAGAAAGAGAAAUGGUUUUCUGCCUUUUGGUACCGCGCACACGACCCGAGACUCUUUCGGCGGGCGUUUCCCUCGCCCGGGCACUUCGUUCUCGCCUUUCUCCUCCUCUCACGGCCUUCAUCCGUUCUUCUUCUCACGCAGAAUGUCGAUGGUCUACAGCACGUCGCGUUGUGCAUUUUGCGCGAGAAACUCGCCAGCCAGGUCUCGAGAGCGACGCUCCAUGGAGAGAGGACGCUGUGCGGCGGAGACAGACACAGCGUUGCGUGUGAAGAGGGCGAAGAGAAGGAAGAAGAAGGCAGCGGAGCUCCUUCGAAACGAGUCUCUGAGCGAGGAGAAGGAGGAGGAGUGGUCAGCCACGGAAGGCCGGAGGGGGCUGCGAAAUUGGCGUGCGGAGAUGGGAUCGCGAUGAAGGAAGUGAAGGGCGUAGCGGCUGCAGCCUCCCAGACAGAUCCACUGUCGACUCUCCCCACUGCAUUCAAUCUUUCCUCUUCUCCUCCGCCUUUCCCCCCCCGCCCCGUGCCGAGAGAUGUUUGGGUCAGCCUCGCGCCGCGCGGGGGCUGGUGGAGCCCAACCGCGCUGGCGCAGGGGCGACACGAGAACGGAGACAGGGCCGCGGAGGGCGACGCCUGGAGAGAAGACGCGCAGAACGUUUUCGAGCUGCAUGGGUCGAUGUACGGCUACAGGUGCUCGGGGGUGCCUCCGACGCGGGCGCCGCGGGCGCGGACUCCGCUCUCAACGCGCCACGCGGGGAGAAGCCCAGAGGGAGGCAGGAGACGCGAGACGCACGCGGGAGAUGGAAGCGAGGCGGAAGCGGCGCUCCACGUGGAGACCGGCCUGUCUCCGUCGUCGGCAACUCCCACAGCCGAGGCCCCUCUCGCGGACUCGAGGGAGGAAGAAAACCAGGCGCGGCAAGACGAAGUUGACUGCAUCCAUCGCUUUCACGUCGCUCUCGAGGAGGCUCAGGUGGUAUGGCGGCUGCACACGCCUAGGGGGGGGGGUGUGACGCGAGCCAAGGCCGAUGUCGGCGGCAACGAGAGUCCGCGCGACGAAGACGGUCGCGGAGCUCUUGCAGGCGAAGAAGAAGGAAACUUGCGCGCGCCGGGUGACCGCAGAGCCGCCGGUGCCGCCGAGGGCAGUCGGCGCGGAGAGGUGGGGCCUGCGCAGGCGGCGCGGGCGACGCCGGUGCCUUUCUUCUCGUCUCUCGCGGUUCUUCCAGCUGUCUCCGCGGACUCUGGCGGCGCCGCGCCCUUGUCUCUCGGCUCGCCCCCCGCGCGUGAGCCGCGACCCUCGACUCUCCUUCCGCUCUGCCCUACCUGCGGGUCGCUCUGCGUGCCUCUAUGUCUGUGGUUCGACGAGACCCUCUUCGUCGCGCCGCACCGCGCCUUCGAGACGCCCGCGGCUUUCUCGCGGGCCUUCUUCUUCCUCGCAGGCCUCCACAGGCGGCAUGCAGCCCAGAAGGUCGUCGGGAGCGACGCAACAGAAACGCGGCCGCGUUCCUCCCUCCCCGAGGUCUCGGCUGCCUCGCCGAACUCCGCACACCGAAGCGGCUGCUGCGACAACGCGGGAAUCGAGAGGGCAGAAGGCGCAGAGGACGCUGGUCAAGCACCGCCGAAAGGAAGCGGCGACGCGGUAGGCGGCGGGUUGGCGGACGUGAAGGGCGCACUCUGUGGUCUUCUCGGCGCGACAGGCGGGCGAACAGCGCAGGACAGAGGCGGCGCGUCUCCUCGGGCGUCCUCGGCGCCUCCUCAACUCGCGGGCGACGCGUCCCUUCUGGAUCUCGACGCGCGCGCGCCUGCGCUGGUGUUCAUCGGCACCUCCUUCAGCACCGCCUCCACGGACUGGCCUGCGCUUCUCCACGCCGAGGCGCUCGACGCGAGACGGCUCUUCGGCGCCCAGCUGCUCAGGCUGCACGAGCGUCUCGAGGAGGCCGCAGCUGCAGACGGCGGGGAAGCGGAAGCUGGAGUCGCAGAUCGGGGAAGGGAGGGAGCGAGCGAGCGACAGGGCGGCGCAGCGGCGGGCAGCCUCCCCCCCCCUGCGGUCUGCGGCGGAGGCAGACAGCGCGUCGCAAACAAGCGUGUACGGCACCGAGGCGGAGACGGGGACGCGGGCGAAGGCGAAGGCGACGAGGGAGAAGUGUUUUGCAUCAAUAGCGGAAGUUGCCUCGAAGCGGCUUACGAGACGACGGAGAAGCAGCGAGAAUUCCUCCGCACGCGCUACGCGGAGCUCUUCAGGGCGGUUCUCGAAAGCCAGGGCGGCGGCGCGGCAAACCGGAAAGGUCGAAAAGCGAAACGGCCGCGCGAGGAUGAUGAACACAUCAUAGCAGAGGCGCGGACGAAAAGCGAAGAUGCAGAGGAAGGCCGCCCGAUGCAAGAGGCGGUGAAGAAGGACGGGACAAAGACCGAAGCCAGAAGCAGAGCCGCCGUCGAGUCGAGGGGGACAACAAGCUGCGAAGCGGAAGUCGACGCCCUAGGACAGGAGGACGGCGGAAGGAGAGAUGAAAAUGAAGAGCCUCGUAUCGCGUAUUAUCACCGUUCGGUCAAGAACGAGCCUGAAAAUGGGCUCUUCUUGACCUCCGUCGCCAGCGCCCGCGGCGUGAUGCCUUUCUCUUCCUCCGCGGAUGCCUCAUCAACGAGCCCGUUUUCUUCAUUUUCCGCUUCCCAGGCGCUCGAGGCGACUGGCGAGGACGGAGGCGCGAAUGGAGCUGAGAUGCAGCGAAACGCGUGUGCGAGAGAGAGAGACCUCUCACGGGAGACCGCCGCACAGCGGGGGCGGCUUGCGUCUUCCGCGUCGUCUGCGCUGCUGCCGCCAUUGUCUUCGUCUUCCCUCUCUUCUUCCUGUCCCUCCGCUGACCAUUCGCGUCAGCCGCAGCCCUCCUUCGCGGCCCUUUCCUCCGCCUCAAUUUCACGUCCUUCGUCGCUGGGGGCGGGCGAGUCUUCUUUGCCGUCCCCGGGCGCCUCUGCCGCGUCGCUUCCGCUCGCGUUCGCGGCGGCCGGAGGCUUGGAAGGCGCGGUUUUCGAAGUCGUCUCGCUCGCGCGCAUGCGGAGAGUCGUCGGCGACGCGAGCGACGUGCUGCUCUCGGUCUGUCCGCCGGAGCUGCGGCAGUGGCUCGUCGAAGUCCACGCAGGGACGAAAGAAGAGUUCCUACGCGUGGUAGGAGAGGGGAGGCGCGUCGCGGCAGCCAAAGCAGAAAUCGGGGAACGAAAGGCGCCCAUCGCAGCGGCGGACACGUCUCCCGAGAAGAGAGCUCGAGCUGGAGAGGUCAACAGACGGGAUGCGACAGGCAGACAGGCGGAGACUUGGAUCUGCGAGUGA